UCUGGCGCCUCGCUUGAGUAAAAUAACACGAUGACUAUAACAUCUCUCAACCCGUAUAAUCCAAAAUCCUUCUCUAUCCCGCUUAGAUGGAGGCUUCUGUUUUGAUUUCUACAGUUGUCGAUGGGUGUGCCCGCAGGUUUAUCAACCUUAAUAAUCGAUUAAAUGGCGCUUCGCGGUUUUCAGACCAGGUACCGGCGGGACUGAUAGCAGAUGAAUUCGAUCGCUUGAAGCUGUGGGCAGGUAACAUCGCAGCACACCGGAAGGGGCGCAGAUCACUCGAAAAUAGGCUUCGCGAUGCUCCUCAACUGAAAGAAGAUACCCUCGAAUAGCUGAGAUUUCUCUCUGAUAGUCAAGAUGAAGCUUUGGAGAUCGUCAAAGGCCAGCGCAUCCCCUGGGAUGAAGAAACUUUUUCAGACGACGACGGAGAUUGCUCAGAUGACAAAGGUAGCAAUUCUAGCAUUGAGGAUAUAGCUUUAAGAUAAGUUAAGUAGAGAGCUAGUUAUAAAGAGAACCUUAGUGCUUACUAC
Molecule: messenger RNA, 527 nt
Organism: Boeremia exigua
Lineage: Eukaryota; Fungi; Ascomycota; Dothideomycetes; Pleosporales; Didymellaceae
Exons: 4
Coding region: 87-329 (80 amino acids)
Source: RefSeq, a predicted model, not a curated record